AUGGCGCGUUCGCAAGCGUCCACGACCACCACCGCCAAGCGCACUCGCACCCCGUCGCCAAUCCUAGCAUGGUGGAUCACCCCGCGCAAUGCAGCCACUGGAUUCGUGGCUUUACAUCGACCCAUCACUUUCGCUUUGUCGCUCGCUUGGUCGUUGCUCUGCUUCGUCGUCUCGGCGCUCUUCAGCCUGACCCAUUUACCACCACCGAGCUCCGCGCCUGCGCUUUGCGCUUGUAGAUCAUCCCCCGAGCCGCGAACCCGCCCGCGGCCCAGUCGGACUCGAAGGCCAUCGCCGACACCGAUCUUGACACUCUCACCCGUUGCACUCACGUCGUUGGAAAUGGAAAACAAUGACGUGCCUUCCUUGUCGAUAUCGACACCGCCCGCACCAAGCACAUCCGCCAACCCUCCCGUCGUCGACAGGACCGCCGCCGCCGCGAAAUUGCGCUCGAAUCGACUCGGACUCCUCUUCCGAAGGCAUCCCCGACGAUCGGGGUCCCUCCCCGCCGACGCAGUCGCAGUCAUCUUCGACCGCCAUGUGCUCGGCGAUGUCGAAGAAUCGGAAGAGGAUUACCACAACCGUGACUCGAUGGAUCACAGCGAUCGUUACUCGUUCAGCUCGGAUCGUACCUACGACUCGGAGGAGGGAUCGGAUCAAGGCAGCCGUGGCCCCGGCCCGAUGACGCCCGAUGGAGGAGCGAGUGAUUCGGAUCCGAGCGAAGCCGAGACGACGGCCGACCAUGCGGAAAUUCCCGGGUCAUCUGCCAACCCGAAGCGCUCGAACAAUCCAAUGCAUUGGCUCAAGCGACGCUCGGCAACCAAAGGGACUAGAUGCUCGAGCUCGCGCAAGGACUCUCUUGGUGAUGGCAACGAGGAUCUUGGCGCCCACAGUCAGGCGCAGAAGACGCCGAGCAAGAGGACUUGCUCGACUUGCACACACUCGGCUCUGCCGCUCUUAAUCCCAUCGUUACGCAACUACGAUUCUCAUCCCGACUCGGUCUCGUUCUCGAGUUCACAUUCGUCCGAGUCUCACCUUGAGUUCCUCAGCGCUCGCACCGACUCGACCUCGACGACGAAUUCGGUGACCUUCUCAACCUCGUUCUCAGCAUCUUCCAGCGAGAUGGGGUCUCUUGCCGUGCCCGCGCACCCCGCUGCGCUUACGAGACGUCGCGGGCUUUCGCUCCUGUUUCGGCGGUCAAGCUCGUCUCGGUCUCGGUCUCCGUCUUCCAAGUCACCUCUUGGAUCGCCUUUGAUCACACCAUCGGUUUCGCCGACAUUUCUCCCUUCGCUCGGCUCAUUGCACAAGACGCAUCCUGGCUUGGUUUUCUUGGACAGCGAUGUGCCCGCUCUACAGUCCUCGGCGAUUCCCACUCGGGCUUGA
Microbotryum saponariae is the source of this 1380-nucleotide messenger RNA. NCBI's taxonomy places the organism in Eukaryota, Fungi, Basidiomycota, Microbotryomycetes, Microbotryales, Microbotryaceae. The record is from the annotation of a GenBank genome assembly.